Messenger RNA from Anthostomella pinea, 1563 nucleotides. The record is from the annotation of a GenBank genome assembly. NCBI's taxonomy places the organism in Eukaryota, Fungi, Ascomycota, Sordariomycetes, Xylariales, Xylariaceae.
AUGGACAAUGACAAAUACGACGAUAUUCGCAGGGGAUGCCGUUUCAACGAGAGCACGACAGCACGACAGCAAGACGUUAAGCGUGUCGAAUACCCAAAACAGCAAUUUGUGCUUGUCAACCUCGGCAACCUUCCGAUCCGAUAUGUCGAAAUAGCUGUCAGAGGCGGUAUCAUUGGCACGACGACAGCAUACUUCCUCACGCGGCACCCCUCCUUCAAUCCGUCCAUCCACCACAUCACGCUCCUCGAAGCAGCAACAAUAGCAGCCGGCGCAUCGGGGAAGGCUGGAGGCCUCCUCGCGCUAUGGGCAUAUCCCAUGUGUAUCGUCCCGCUGUCCUACCGUCUCCAUGCUGAGCUAGCAGGUGAACAUGGAGGCGCCGAGAGGUGGGGAUAUCGGCGCCUGGGCUGUGGGCAGCUGGCCGCGACGGUCAAGACCAAGGACCCAAAAACGAAGCUCAAUGGCUCCAGGCGCAGCAAGCUGAAAAACGAACGGCGGCGGAAGAGCAGUAGUAAUAUCGGCGCAGGGACUAUACCUUCGCAGCAGCAGCAACAGCAGAACGGGCAGUCGCCGAUACAGAAUGGGCCCGGGCAGCAGCUCGAGCACGAUCCACAGCCGCAGCAAAACGGGUAUGGACAGAAAGAGUGGCAAAAGCUGCCCAAGCAAGACGAAGCUGCCAGCUCGGUACUACACGAGUCCCUGCUGCCCGCGGACCUCGACUGGAUCAACAGCGACAUGGUAGGCGAAUAUGCAGAGAUGGGGCUGCCGGGCUACAUAGAAACCGCGCAAGUGCACCCCCUCCAGUUCACAACAGCCAUGGCCGAACUGGCGCGCUCAGGCGGAACGGAGACCCGGACGAACGCACAGGUGACCAAGAUCGGACUGAACGCAAGUGAGACAGCCGUCAGGAGCGUCGAGUACACUGACCGCGUUUGCGGUGAGACGCGGACGAUCCACGGCGUGACGGACGUAGUAUUAGCGGCCGGGCCUUGGACUGGCCGUCUGCUGCCGCGCUCGCGUGUCGAGGGUGUGCGUGCGCACAGCGUUGUGUUUGCUGCCGAGGUGAGCCCGUACGCCGUCUUCACCAACAUCACGUUGCCUGCAAACUUUCUUCCUGCGCAUCGAGCCGCGCGAGGUGAGCGCCGCCGCCGACACAAGAGUAACGUGGACCCAGAGAUAUACGCGCGACCUGGACGCGAAGUGUAUGCGUGUGGGGAGCUGGAUCCAGCUGCGCCCCUACCUGAGACGGCCGACCAGGUCGAAUGCGACGAGUCGCAGUGCGAUGACCUGGUCGCUUACAUUGGGACCGUUUCGCGCGUUCUGGGUGCCGCGACCGUCGCCGCGAAGCAGGCUUGCUACAUGCCAAGGCACAUGCGGCCCGGCCAGGAGAGCACGCCUCUCGUGGGCGGGACCUGCGUCGACGGCCUGUGGGUGGCCGCGGGCCAUACGUGCUGGGGGAUCCAGAACGGACCGGCGACGGGGAAGCUGAUGAGCGAGUUCAUCUUCGAGGGCGCGGCUCGGAGCGCCGAUGCUUCGGAGCUGGAUCCGCGGCAGUUCAAGAUAUGA